Messenger RNA from Cuscuta campestris, 2022 nucleotides. The record is from the annotation of a GenBank genome assembly. Lineage: Eukaryota; Viridiplantae; Streptophyta; Magnoliopsida; Solanales; Convolvulaceae.
CGGCACCAGGGACCGCCGGUAGCCAAGUGAACGUACCGCUGUACGCUUCACCCAAGGGUUACACGGUACCCCCUACCGUGUAACGGUACCUGGGUACCGGACGCUAGGCAGAGACGGUCAGCCACCCCCGUCCUAACCAGGUGAACAUCAAGUGCCUACGCCAAUGGACAAGCUCACAAUCGAUGACAAGAAAAAACUCUCUUUGAAUGCCAAAGCAUUAAACAUAUUGUUUUGUGCAUUGGGUCAAGAUGAGUUUGCUAGGGUGAGCUCUUCCAAAUCCGCAAAGGAAGCAUGGAAGCUCUUAGAAGCCACCCAUGAAGGAGAUAAAGACACCAAAGCUACCAAGAUAGCUUUAGGAACAUCCGAGUAUGAAAACUUCAAGAUGAAGGCCGGAGAGUCCGUUCAAGAUAUGAAUAAAAGAUUCAACCUCAUUAUCAACAAUUUGAGUAAGCUAAAUAAACUUUAUCCUACUAGUGAGAUUAACACCAAGAUUAUAUUCUCUCUUCCUAGAGAGUGGCAUAGUCUUGUUGUAAACUUGUUGCCCAAAUGUGCGGAUGUUGAAACCUCCACCAUUUGGAGCAGCCUAUACACUCACGAGCUUCUUUUGAAGAAAAUGAAGGAAGAAGAACAGGUUCCUAUCAUCAAGAAGACCAUGGCACUCAAAAUUGAUGACCAUCCGGAAAGCGAAGGAGAAAGUGAUGAGGAGCUUGCCAUGUUCAAGAGAUACAAGAAGUUUAUGAAAUUGAACAAGGGCGAAUCCUCAAAAAGAUUUCCAUCAAAGAAAGGUAAACCUAAUCAAAUAACUUGCUAUGAAUGUGGAAAUGUAGGUCAUAUCAAACUGGAGUGCCCAAAGCUCAAAAAGAUUGAAGAGCUUAAAAAGGGGAAGAAGAAGGCAUUAAAAGUCACUUGGGACGAUUUAAACUCCGACGAAAGUGAUAGUGACCAAAGCCAAGAAGAGAACGUAAAUGAUUGCUUCAUGGCCUCCAAUGAUGAAGAAAAGGCAGAUAUAAUAUGUUUACACAUCUCAUGCUAAUGUAAACAAAUAUUAUAUUCCUAGAUUUAUAUUUAAAAGAUGUUUAUCAGAUAGUGUUCCUCUGCUGAUGAGACUAACAUCUUGAAAUAAAUAUUUAUCUAAAUGUCCAUAGUCGAGUAUUCACGAGAGUGGGAUAUCGUUAAUGCAUGUGAGACUAGUGUGUGUUGGAUUUUUGACUUAGUCUCAUAGUCAAUGACGGUGUGUUCGCAUCCGCACAUGGGCAGAUAUUAUCUAGAAAUAAUAGGAUGCCGGACUGACCCAUCCUAAAGAUGUUGCUUGAACUUUUAGUUCAUGCUCUAAGCAUCUUUAGCGCGACCACGGGUGUAACUAUCCUUCGACUUGAAAAUAUCUAGAGUAUAUAAAAUGAUUUUAUAAAAUUUUAUUAGAUUUAUUUGGACAUCUAAUUUAAUUUUAUGAGUUUUAGAAAAUAUUUACUGCCGUACUAUUUUUCUAGAACUGUCUGGGGUGAGCGCGGUUCACCCGGUGUAUAUAUAUCUCUAUUGCUUGUGUGGAUGUAUGAUAUGCAUGGUGGAUGAUUAUGGCUAUAGUUUAUUUGAUUAUAAUACGGCCUGCGUGUCGUGCCUUAUCUCUUAAACUCUUGUUGUAAAUCUAUUUCUCUCUCUUACCUCAACCGAGGACUCUUUUCUCACGUGGUGGUUAGAAGACGAAAAGAUUUGAUGACCGUUUGGAGAAAUCUAAAAGAAUGGAGAUAGCCUGAAGUCCAAGUGCCCGGAAGCUAGUGGGAGAUAUCGUUUUAUUUUUCUUUUAGGGGCCACAAUCAUUACACGUUUAUUUACCGCGUUUUGUGAAUGCAUGUUGAAUGUAUGUUGAACGCUAGUAAUGGACAUGUGCGCGGCCAUGUCGAUAGGUGAGAUCGAAAUUAUAAAUCCCUCACGAAUAUUAAGUCUGUUGCCUUCUGACGCCCGGCACCUAUCCGGCUAAUGUGCACUGUCAUGUACUCAGCCUCAGCAGAGCAUAGUACGGUGUAU